Paramormyrops kingsleyae is the source of this 6564-nucleotide messenger RNA. RefSeq names its product nucleus accumbens associated 1, BEN and BTB (POZ) domain containing a (gene nacc1a). Gene Ontology annotation, biological process: regulation of transcription by RNA polymerase II. The record is from RefSeq and is a predicted model, not a curated record. Gene Ontology annotation, molecular function: DNA-binding transcription factor activity, RNA polymerase II-specific; protein binding; RNA polymerase II cis-regulatory region sequence-specific DNA binding. NCBI's taxonomy places the organism in Eukaryota, Metazoa, Chordata, Actinopteri, Osteoglossiformes, Mormyridae.
UUAUAUUGACUGCUAAAUAUGGUACUUUAAUCUGUUUGAUCUGGGGACUGUGUCGUAGUAUCCUCCCGAUAAAAUAAAUAGUUUUUUCUUUCCAGACCAAGUUCCAUAUUUGUGAAAUGAUUAACUAUAAAUACCAAUGUUACAAGAGAUACUCAAAGUAGUGUUCGCUAUGGAUGAAUAUAUAAGUUUUUAAAAGUAGCUGCCAUAACAUGAUUUGGCAGCGAAGCUAGCUAAACUAGCCAACCUUGAACCAGGAAAUGAAUUGCCAGCAGUACCUAGAAGCGAGAGAUUACUAGGUACUUAAAUUCCCAGAAGUAUUUAGAUUUGCGGUCUUCAUCGGUUAAGAUCAGGCUUCAUCUCUCAUAAGAGGCUUCCGUGAUCGGUUUGCCUGCACUGCGUGACAGGACUAGCCGGCUGGUCUUUACAUUUUAUACUGAUAAAUGAUCUUAAAAUCAUUAAAAGUAACCUGUGAGGAUCUGUGUUUUGAAUCGGAUCUCUGGCCUAUUAGCGGACUGAGGAUCCCCGAGGUUGGGUGACCUCCUUGCCCCUCGCCCAGUUCCUUUUUGCCUUUACCAUCUGUGGAAAUUGAGGUGGUUGAUGAGUUGUGGUUUGGAUAGAUAAGAGGUCUUAAAGACUAAAUAUGUAUAUGUGUCGUCUUUGUGGUGUCUAGAUUUAGUUCAUUUUGUCUAUUUUUGGUCUCCAAAGGCAUUGGCCCAGUGUUGGUGGGUAGUAACACAAGCAAAAUUUAACCUUAGUUGGCUUCCUAGAAUUUGACAAAUGGCCAAUCAGAAUUUUACUCAUUAGUCUUUGUGCCAUUGUAGUACAUUUAAAAAAAAAAAAAUUCACACAUAGGAGGAUUUACUCAUAACUCUUGACAUCACAGUAACUCCUUUGUAUCCAGGAUAGGGGCGGACUAUCACUACUGGUGUCAAAAUUCACGAUAAAUACAUCUGCACCCUUAACCUCAACGCACAAGUCUGCUAGCCUGAACAACAACCUAGCAAAUGCACAUAACAUAAAAAGUCUAUCAGUUUUUAAACACAGCACUCUACCGUACACUUUGUCAACUUGCUCUGUCAUUUCCGAUCUAGACGUUCUUAUAUAGUAUACAGAUCAUCGAGAUUAUGCCCCUGUAUGUACAAAGUUACUACUGCACUGCUGGAUGUGCAAUGUUUUUGAUCUGUUCUUAAAAACGCAAAAUGAAGUUUAAAAAUUUCUGUGAGAAACGGGAGAUUCCACGGUCACAACGAUAGCUAACACGUGAAUGAAGCCGGUUCCCGAGACAAAGACGUCAAAGUCAGGACUUGUUAAAGACCCCGUGGUGCUGGCUGUAGCACCAUGGCUCAGACGCUGCAGAUGGCCAUCCCCAACUUUGGCAACAACGUCUUGGAGUGUCUGAAUGAGCAGCGGCUGCAGGGGCUCUACUGCGACGUGUCCGUGGUGGUGAAGGGCCACGCCUUCAAGGCCCACCGAGCCGUGCUGGCCGCCAGCAGCUCCUACUUCCGGGACCUCUUCAACACGGGCAGCAAGAGCUCCGUGGUGGAGCUGCCGUCGGCCGUCCAGCCGCAGAGCUUCCAGCAGAUCCUGUCCUUCUGCUACACGGGCCGGCUCAGCAUGAACGUGGGCGACCAAUUUCUGCUCAUGUACACCGCCGGCUUCCUGCAGAUCCAGCAGAUCAUGGAGAAGGGCACCGAGUUCUUCCUUAAGGUCAGCUCCCCCAGCUGCGACUCGCAGGGCCUGCAGGCUGAGGAAGCCCCGCCCUCUGAGCCCCAGAGUCCCGUCACGCAGCCGUCUGCGGGGGCGGGGCCUGGCGGGGCGGCGGCCAGUUCCGCCGGUCGACCCGCAUCCUGCCUCACGCCGCUUCCGCUGGUGUCCCGUGUCAAGUUGGAGCAGCAAGAGGCCUCCUCCUACUCUGUGGUCUGCACCCCUGUGGCCAAGCGCCUCUGGGAGGGCAGUAGCCGGGAGGCCGGCGGAGGAGGCUCGGGCGGGGGCGGCGGCGGCAGUGGGGGCAGCGGCGGGAUGAGGAAGGUCGCCCGCUUCUCUCAGGAAGCGGUACGAGGCGGGGCGGCGCAGGCGGGAGCCAUGGCUGCAGGCGGGACAGGAAGUCACGGUGCCGCUGCCAAUGGCAGCAGCAACAACAACAACGCCACCUCCGAGGGUACCAGCCCGGGCACUCUGAGCGCCUACACCAGCGACUCCCCCAACUCCUACCACGAUGAAGAGGAGGAUGAAGAGGUCUUGGAGGAUGGCACUGAGGAGCAGUACCGUCAGAUCUGCAACAUGUACACCAUGUACAGCAUGCUUAACGUGGGGGCUACAGCCGGGGAGCGUGUGGACGCCCUCCCCGACCACAUGACUUCUGACACCAGGAACAGGAUGCGUGUCAGGCAGGAUCUGGCCUCUCUGCCUGCUGAGCUCAUCAGUCAGAUUGGAAACCGCUGCCACCCCAAGCUGUACGAGGAGGGCGACCCCGCGGAGAAGCUGGAGCUGGUCUCAGGCACCAGUGUAUUCAUCACCCGAGCCCAGCUCAUGAACUGUCACGUCAGUGCGGGGACCCGUCACAAAGUACUCCUCAGAAGGCUGCUAGCCUCGUUCUUCGACCGAAACACUCUGGCAAACAGCUGCGGUACAGGAAUCCGCUCCUCCACCAACGACCCCAGCCGCAAGCCGAGGGUGCUGCAUGCCGUGAAAUUCUACUGCCAGAACUUUGCCACCAGCUUCAAAGAGAGCGAGAUGAACGCCAUCGCGGCCGACAUGUGCACCAACGCCCGGCGCGUCGUCCGCAAGAGCUGGAUCCCCAAGCUGAAGCUGCUGAUGGCCGAGGGCGACGCCUACUCCGGCUUCCUGUCCGACACCGGCAAGAUGGAGGCCGACCCGCUGGGCGCCGAGCACGCUUUCGAGGCAUCCGGGCUGGAGGCAGGGGCCUCGGGUGAGGUGGGGGCCCCCGGCGACUCCCUGCCUGGGGUGGGCGCGGAUGCCGGCUCUCUCUUUUAGUUAGUUGUGCCCCCGCCUGUGCCCCACUCUUACUGACACCCACCUGCCCCCCAAGCCAAGCUGCUCGCGUGAGGCUCCAUUCAGCUUAAGGAGAAGGUGCACUUGGGGGGGAGGGAGUAUGUGUGUCUUUUUUUUUUUUUUUUUUUCCUUUUGCCCAUUUGGAACAAGAUAUUAACCCCCCCCCACCCCACAGCACAUGCUGCUUAAGUGCCCAUGGCACAUGUCCCGCCUCUUCUCCAUAUCAGCCAAUCACAUUCCUUAGGCCGGGGACAUGGGCGGGGAGGGUCGAGGCGAGGAGCUGAAAAUCUGAUAACACUGUCCCGAGUUUGAAUGUAGUCCAAAGGCCUUGGAUUGUUUCAUCCGAAAAAAUUGACACAAUCUACACUACUAGAGGCCCCCGAGGGCCCCUGGGCGUCCCGGCAGUGUAUGGAGGGUGGAUUAAUUUGUACCUGUAACUUAAAGGCCCCUUUUCCCUCCUCCCUGUGCCCCUGAACUCUUACUCUCAUGUUCUGACCAGAAAAUUGUCCUUUUUUUUUUUUUUUUUUUUCUUUACGCUUCUGCUUAUUUUUGUGUAUUUAACAUGCCAAGGAUCCAGAGAGAGAGAGAGAGAGAGAGAAACGAUCGUAGGGGUAAAUCUGUCAUUUUUAAGAGAUGUUAAUCUCCCAUGUGUAUGGGGAGCUAGAAAGGGAUUGUUUUAAAAUCUCGUUGUUUUUUUUUUUCUUUUUUCUUUUUCUCAGACUGAAUUGUUGAUUGAAACGUUUUUCCUGAUAAAGGUUUUAAGGAGAUUUCUACAUGCGAGUAUUUUUGCAGUGGCGGGUAGCAGGACUUUGUUCCGUCUGUCCGUCCGUGAAUUCGGGUGAGGGGAGUGGAACUCUUUGGUACGUUAUUGGAAAGAGGAGAAGGUAUGGCUGGUUUGUGUCCUUACGAAGUGCCCUUCGUUUUCGUGCUCCGUGUGGCUGAAGGCCCCGCUGGCCUGAGGGACGUGUGAAAAGACAGUGCCCCCCCCCCCCAAGAAUCCCAGCCCUGGGUAACCAAGGUGACCAUGCUGAGCAUUUUGGUGGCGCCUGCUAGACGGGGCUCGGGGCUGGAGACGUACUGAAGACUGAGAGUCCAGCUCGUUCUUUACUAGACUCUGUGGGUGUGGCUGGCAUGGCCUCUGCCUUUCCCCUUGGGGCCUGUAGGGGGCGUCUGUCUGUCUGUCUGUGCAGUGGAGAGUCCUAGACUCAGCCUGCUGGUUUGUUUGCAGCUUUUGUAAACUAAACAUCUGAGUCAAACCCUUCUUUCUGCUUUUUAUUGUACAUGUGUGCGCGUGUGUGAUACGCCUGCUUGCGUCGCAGGAGACGGGCACGGCAGGCGAGAUCCUGCGAUGGCUGGCCAAGGCUGACCGUUCUAAAUGCACCUUCUUAGGCAAAGUGGUCCGAAUUUCACGCCGGUCGCUGUCGCUCUUGCGCCGCGAGGCCCGACGCGGCUGGCGCUCUUGUGAUGUUCAGUGAAGGGAUCUUUCCAGACCGUGCCGAUACCGCGUCCUUCCGCUUCGCUGGUCAAGCCGCGUAUGGUCCCCGGAUUGGGUCUCUCACCGACUCUGCUACUGACUUGCUGGGGGAUGUGUGAGGAGGGCGCCUCACUGUGGUCGCUGCCCCCGAGGCGGCCCUCUAGCUGUUAGGAGAAUCUGUGUAGAACUUUUUUUUUAUUUUAAUUUUUUUUAGCGGAUAUACUGUAGAAUUAGCUUGUUACAAAUACUACUAAUUCAAGAUUGAGCAGUUGCCAAUUUGUGUAAAGAUAAGGACAAAAACCUUUUUUUUUUGAUGAUGAUCUAUGUUUUGACUGAAGUGCUUGGUAGGGAUGUAACACGAGAUGCUGCAGGUUCUCCUGCACCGUAGCGAAUAAAUUGGUGAGAUUUCCAAAGCAGUUCUCGUUUUUCUUACCUUGGGUCUGAUUUGAAAGCAGCCUUACUUACUUAAUGACUGUUGGGUACAGCUGACAUUUGUCUCACUGGGAAUGUAUCUGUACAUGAUGGGGUUCUGGUGUCUUGUGUAAAUGGAUUAGGUUAGAAAUUUGUAGCUCCUCUCUGAUGGCUUGAGAUGCUGGUGUAGUGCCAACCCUGACCACCAGGAGGAAGCAAAUUCCUUACAUAGCAACAAUUGCAUUUUCAUUCCACCAGGGGGAUGGACUCUGCCCUGAAGGAACUGUUCUGGGGGGGUGAGACAGCAGAAAGGAUUUGGGACUUUGUGACAAGGAUAAGCUAUGUUAAAAUCCAAAAACGCAUUUAAAAGAAGAAUAACUUAAGAUUGUAUGGGGGAGGAGAUGUAGCCGCCUGUCCAAAUUGAGGGACGAUUCUCGUUGUCAGUUUCCACCCUCCAUGAUGAAAGAGAAAAAAUAUAAACAAGCACCUUUGGGUGGCGCUCUUGGCCCCGUGGCUGGAUAUGGGCACCACAGCACCUUCUGUUUGCUUUUUCUGUCUGUGGGGGUGGCACUGAGGGGAGUUUGUCCAGGGAUUGAUGUCUGUCUUUUGUGUUUAUUCUCAUUUUUAAAAUCCCCCCCCCCCCCCCCCAAUUUUUAAACCCUUCCCCAGGCAGGCUCUGGGAGGAGGAAUUGAUGAGGCAUGUGAUUUCUGUUCCCGAAGGGGUGGAGGAUUGUGGGAACGGAGAUGGGGGUCUGUGACUGUACCAGUGAUGGAGAGAUGGCACCAAUAGAUUGUGUGUGUGGUUUGGGGGUGGCUGGUUCACGCCAUGCCAGUUAUGACGUGCUUCUGGGGCCUCUUCCCUGGCUCCCCCCACCGUUGCCCCGGUCCUGGCCCUUCCCAGCACCCCUUUGCUUGGUACCACGGCCGGUCAGCCCUGUUAUGUUCUCUCUGCUGGACUCUCCGCGUUUUUUCCUGACUGCAGUCUCUGUUAGACUUUGUACUCAGAAGUCAUAAUUACCGUUUUCGCUCUCGAUGGCCCUAUGCUCCAGAGACGGGCAGCGGAUGCACCUCCCGUCCUCUCAGUCUCCCAGGUGAGCGUUUGGCGGCCUUUGGCCGGGGACCAGCAGGAAAUGCUUUGAGGCUGAGCUGCCGUGCCGAGCCUUCCGCUAGGUCGCCUUUGUAAGAGGCGCAUUCAGCUGGUUUGAAAAUGGUGGCCAUCUUUGUUGAGGUAGAGUUUCUACGUACAAGGAGAGGGAGAGGACGGCAUCUCUGGUCUGUUUAUGGUUAGCAGAUCUUUUUCCACUAUAUAUAUAUAUAAAUAAUAUAUAUGUAUAUAUAUAUACUGUAUAUUAUACAUAGAAGCACUAAUGAAGUUUGAUUGUUAGUUGUGCAAACUCACAGCAUGAGGUAUUAACCCAGAAAUGCUUAUCAGACCAAUGCCGUAGCGUCUGCUGAUGCCCAAGCCCCUCCGUGACCCCGUCCGGACCCCUCCGUGACCCCUGACCCCGUAACGCCAGUGUUUAUUCUGUGUUCCAAGUGCCAAUAACUUUGUGAAUUCUUAACUGUGACCCAAUAAUUAAGAUAAUUGCACAUUAACUACUGUAAAGAGAGGGAAAAAAAAAAUCAAAGAAAAAAAAUCUGUAUCUUAAUAAAAGGUUUGUAACAAA